UGGUCAUCACUCCGCGUCUGUUUUGUUUUGUGCUGAUUAGAGAAGUUAGCGGGCUGAGGUGUUUAAAACACGUACAAAAAGAGCGGUUCGUAGUAUUUAAACAGUACCUUAUAGCCUGCAGACUGCAAGAACGAAGGGAAACCGUCUAACCAGCUGAGUCCAGCGAUGUGAAAUGGCCUAACGGAGCUGACAGUGUCGCUGAAAUGACAAAAUAAUGUAUCUUGAAUGACUUGCUAAAGCUGACUAGACUACACAGCUGAGCUGAGCUGAGCGCCGCGCUGCAGCGUCUGACCAACACACUGUGUUAGUCAGGUUAACUGCCACUGUAUUCAGAAGUGGCUCUCUAAAAUUAAACACCAUCAUAUAAGGGGAAAAUUACACCAUGGGUGCUGAACAAAGUGGAGAUGCUGAGCAUAAGCACUCAGACUACAACUCUUCAGUUGUCCCUUCACCAGCUAAGCACAGAGCGAAAAUGGACGACAUAGUGGUUGUUGCUCAAGGAACACAGUCGUUACGCAACAUCCAUAAUGAUCCUGAUGUCAUCAAGCUUCAAGAGAUCCCCACCUUUCAGCCUCUUCUGAAGGGUGUUCUGAGUGGGCAGACUUCACCCAGCACGGUGUCUGUGGAGAAGCUGGACUCAGUGCAGGUGCUGCAGCUCUGCGUGCGCUACCAGGACCACCUUCACCAGUGUGCCGAGGCUGUGGCCUUUGACCAGAACGCUCUGGUGAAAAGGAUCAAAGAGAUGGACCUGUCGGUGGAGACGCUCUUCAGCAUCAUGCAGGACAGACAGAAGCGCUAUGCUAAAUACGCAGAGCAGAUCCAGAAGGUGAACGAGAUGUCCAUGAUUUUGCGGCGGAUCCAGAUGGGCAUCGACCAGACCGUGCCUCUGAUGGAGCGGCUCAACAACCUGCUGCCUGAGAGCGAACGGCUGGAGCCCUUCAGCAUGAAGCCAGAUGGAGAACUCAAGUAGAACAGUACUGGACGCUUGGUCCAGAAUGUGCAGCCGCCUUCUGGGCUAGAGAGCACCGCUAAGACAUUUAUUGUGGAUUUUCAAUGAAGGCUGUGAGUUGAGUGUACUGGCUGCAUGCUUUGUUUGCCUGGACCUGGAGUCAUUUCACUGUUAAAGACUUUAACUUGUACGUAAAGGUACAGUGAAAAUGUGAGACUUGAAAUGUGGGUGAAUGUCAAGAACAAUUAGAAAGUCUUGUGUAAAUAAAAAUGAAAGGCUUAAUAAUAUUAAUCUUUUAAAUACUAUUACAGUUAGAGGCUCAGAGGCUUUUUCCAGUCGAAUCUGAUUUUGUUCUGUUAUGUUUACAUGUCAGUAUCUUUGGACUGCAAGCUAAAAUGAUCUUGGCUUCUCUUGAGGUUGUGAUGUCUACAGGAAAAAUACAAUUUGCUACAAAAACAUCAUAAAAGGUAGUAAAAUGUAGAAAAUACUUACCACACAGUUGUUACUUUCCAGGAUUCCAGUGAACAAAUAAAAUCUUUUGGACUGUGACAAAA
Colossoma macropomum (tambaqui) is the source of this 1503-nucleotide messenger RNA. It is a transcript of the gene borcs5, whose product is annotated as BLOC-1 related complex subunit 5. NCBI's taxonomy places the organism in Eukaryota, Metazoa, Chordata, Actinopteri, Characiformes, Serrasalmidae. Gene Ontology annotation, biological process: positive regulation of anterograde synaptic vesicle transport; organelle transport along microtubule; lysosome localization. Gene Ontology annotation, cellular component: synaptic vesicle membrane; BORC complex; cytoplasmic side of lysosomal membrane. Bases 383 to 970 code for a protein of 195 amino acids. The record is from RefSeq and is a predicted model, not a curated record. The transcript is spliced from 5 exons.